Messenger RNA from Trachemys scripta elegans, 3465 nucleotides. It is a transcript of the gene CCDC194, whose product is annotated as coiled-coil domain containing 194. The coding region runs from base 2109 to 2822 and encodes 237 amino acids. The transcript is spliced from 6 exons. NCBI's taxonomy places the organism in Eukaryota, Metazoa, Chordata, Testudines, Emydidae. The record is from RefSeq and is a predicted model, not a curated record.
GCUACAGCAGCAGCUCCAGAGACACCAGGAACUUCGCUCCAGUGUGGGGAGCGCCAGGCUCCCCUGCCUCCUGCCUCUGCUGGCAGCCCCCCUCGCUGCGCUGCUUGUCUGACCGGAGCCAGGCAGGGAGCAGAGUCAGGACUGAGUCCCCCAGCUGAGAGACCGGGACUCUCCCAGGGAAUAAGCAGCACUGGACCCUGUGGCCGGCACAUGCUCCUCGUGGAGGAAGCCUCGUCUCCUGCCAGAGGACUGUUUACUGAGGGGGGGGCUGUGACGGACGAGGGGGACGCAGCGACAAGUCCAUGGAUGGAGAUGACCCUGCACUACAGUUUAGACACGUCACCCAAAGCCCCAGAUGACAGUUGCAGCAAGUUGGGCCUGUGACAUCCUACUUGGGUAGGAAACACCAAUGGACUGCCGACAUUUUUUCAGAGGUGGCCACUGAUUUGGGGUGCCCGGUUUUGGGGUGCCCCUGGCCCCCACACGAGUCAUACCCAGUCUGGGACCUAGCAACAGCUCUCACGCUUAGUGGGAGGGAGGGGGAUUAAAGUGACUAACAAACCAGCCCUCGGCCGGGAGAACGUUUGCAGAAUAAAUAGGCUUUGCUAUUCACCAUGCGUCCCACUCCCAUUCUGCGCAGGGGUCAGUUUUGAGUGGUCUGGGUUUGCCAUCACGGGGCCUGCUGGGAGCACAGGGAACAGAGUGUCGGAGCUACAGGGUGGUAGGGAUGGAAGCUCCUUGUGUGGAAUGGGAAAUACCAGCCCUCUGCAGUCGCAGCCUCCGUCUGGGUCUUGUUCUGCGCCCUAGGAUGCCCCACAGAUCUCUGAGCGAUGCUGCUCUCUGCCUGCUUGGCGUGCAAGUGAGAUAAACCAUUAUCUGCCACUGUCUGCAGCGCCCCUCACUCUGAAAAGCUGGGAGGGAGGAAAGAUGCACCAGCCCAAGGAUCCUUCCCCCUGUCAGCAUGGUGCAUUAAGGAAAGGACUUCCUCUAAAGCACCAGGCCUGGGCCAGUGCUAGAGGCAGGAUACAGGAAUGGCUGGACCAGGGCGCCGAGCUAGCAUCUGCAGCGGUGAAGAUGUUUCACCAACCAGCUGGCCUCACCCCUGCUAUAAUUAUCUCUUCCUGAGGCACCAGCCGACUCGCACGUGAAGGAAAAGUCUCUCUUGAUUCUGCCUCCUUCCAGGGCAGAGGCCAACAGGCCGGAUCCCAAGCCUGGGUUUGGUCUGCAACUAAGGCUGGACUCUCCCUCCCCUCCCGCUCUCAGGAGCACACGUGAUUGCUCUAGAAACUACUGAAUGAAAACAGGUGGCGCUCCCCAGACGGGGGCGUUCUCAGCCACAAGCUACUGUACCGGCCAGUCACCCCACAGGAGAGCGAACGCCGCUUCCUGCCCUGCGUGGCACCACUGGCUCAGCCUGGGGUCUCGGCUUUUAAUUCCUCCCGACGGUUCAAACCAAAGAAUCAGACGCUGGCUCGAGCUAGGGGCUGUACACGUGUCCACUAGCCAGCUCUGCUGCUGCCCUUCGAUCCUGACCCAUGGUCCCCUCCCCUAUCCCAGCCCUGGGCACCCCCUGGCUUUGUCGGUGCCCCCCAAUCCCAAGUCACAGCCCCCUGCUAUUCUAGCCCUGAGCUGCCCCCGUUAUUCCAGUUGUAGCAUCCCCCUGCAUUCCCAGCUCUCUGUAAGGGAGGGCCCAUGGAGACUCAGCCCUUGGCUCCCCACAGCCUAGGGGCAGCCAGCCCCCUCCCCUUUAGACCCACCCCUGAACAAGCCCCAGUUGAGGGGUUCCCUCCAGGCUCAAGGCAGGUUCCCCUCCUGCUUCAUCCUGAGGAUUUUAACCCCUUCCUCUCCCUGCUGGCCUGGGGCGUGCACAUCCCACUGCAAUCCCCCCUCUUUGGGGAGCUCAGAGCCCCCCAGGGCCCAGUCCGAGGCCCGCUCCAGGAUGUGACAAUUCUAUAAUGGUCCGUGGGCCGUGACCUGCGGAAACCAGAGGCAGGAGCUUUUUUGGUCAAGGAAGCCCACACGUAGUAAUUAAAGUGAGACAGGCAGUGACCUGGCUGCCGGCUCCCCGCACACGGCAGCAGCAGUUACAGGCAGCAGGUCGCGGCACCAUGGACCCCUCAGUGACCAAAGCCACCCUGAAGGUGCUGGGGCUGUGCGUGGUCCUGCUCUUCCUGGUCGCCGCGGCGACGGUCUCCGUGGCGGUGAUGAUGUGGCACUCGGAGGCAGUACGGAGGCUGCAGGGCUGCCGGGAGCAGGCAGCCAAUGAGACCUCAGCCCUGGGGGGCCGCGUGGCCGAGCUGGAGCGGGACGUGGCCGAGCUCACGGGGCGGCUGCAGGAGGACGCCCAGAAGAAGCAGCAGCUUCAGAAGCAGCUUGGCCAGGCCAAGGAUGAGGGCAGGAAGCUCAAAGCCACCUUGCUGUCCUGCCAGGAGCGUGAGAGCACGCUCUCCGCCAACGUGACAGCCCUGCGGAACGCGCUCACCGCCAUUCAGCUGGAGGGCACCGAGAUGGACACCAGAAACAUUGCCUUGCAAGCGGAGCUGACCCAGUGGCAGGGGAAAGCCGCGGAGCAGGAGCUGCGGCUGGAGCAGGCGCUGCAGCAACACCGGGCGUCGGAGGCGCGGAGGGGGCAGUGCGAGGCCCGGCAGAGCGAGCUGGAGCGCAGCAUGCGGGACUACAGGGCCGAAAUUGACUCCCUCCAGCGGCGGCUGAGCUCCCGAGCUACCAGACGCAGGUGCCCCCCAUUCUGGUAUUUUGUGUGGGUGCUGGCAAGCACUUCUUGCUUUAUUUUCUCGCUCGAAGGGUUGAAAUCUUACAUCUGAAGCAUCUAGGGGAAGCCAGGCUUAAAGGAGAUGACAGGGCUCGUGAGCAACCAUUUCUGAUCCCCCCCCACCUUCUACAGAGCGGGGCACGCUGCAGCUCCACACCAGAGACCGCUGCAAUGACCCGAAAACAGCUGCAGCACGGAACGGCCCCGUCCCGCCCCAGAAUCCAGCAGCCGCCUCCUGCAACUGGAAUAGCCAUAAACUAAUUGAAAAGACUCCGAGUCCACUGGAUCCUUCUAGGCUGAGGCACUCCAAGGAAUGCUGGGAAAUCUGUCAUUGUACCGUUCAGAGUCUGCGGCAUGGACCCCUCGCUCUCUCUCUGUGUGUCCUGGCUCCAUUCUGUCUCCCUCUCCCUGCUCCCUCCUUCGCGACAUGCUUCUGCCUGGAGUCUACUGACCUCUGCACAGUGUGGGCUUGCGUCUAAGCUGCCUGGUGUCAUUCUUGAUCGUAUAAUCUACUCACCGCGAGGAAAUCAGACCACCUGGUGCUAAUUUCCCCUCUGGGGCUGGACUCACCCAUGAGGGAGUCUAACCAGCAUUUAAUAGCCUGUGUUUGUAUGCAGAUCUGCUCAUUAAUAUUUAAAAAGUAGCUGCUUGAUGGGUCUCAUUAGUGACACCAGCACCACGCCAAGGAGCAGGUA